UCUGGGCAUUUUCCGCAAAUCGACAACCAUUGUGCCUAUUUUGCUUGAAACGAGGUAGCGCUACUCUAACCACCCCAGCUCCUCCACGAAGCCUAGCAAAACUUUCAGGUUGCUAACUGCCUCUCCUAGUGUGCAUGGAGUCCCUAGGUAUUUGUUCCUGUAUACUUCUACCUGUUUGCAGUCUAGGAGAAUAUGUUUUGUUGUUUCUUCUUCUUCCAUGCACGCUCUGCACAUGGGGCUGUCUGUUUUACCCAUAUUGUGUAGGUGUUUGUUAAGUGUGUUAUGUCCUGUAAUUAAUCCUAUUAUUUUACGUAGUUGGCCUUAUUACCUAUGUAUGUGUUUAAUCUCACAGAUACCAAAUACCAACAUAACGAUAAAGAAAGGUAUGGCCGUGUACAUUUCCAUCUACGGGCUACACGAGGACCCGCAGUACUUUGAAGACCCCGGCACCUUCGACCCCAGCCGCUUCGACCAGGGCAGGGGCAUUUCCGAGGCCUACAUGCCCUUUGGAGCCGGGCCCAGGAUGUGUCUCGGUAUGAAGAUUGGAUACUUACACGCUAAAGUAGCAACGGCGAUGGUGCUGGCGAACUACGAAGUUUACCAAAAGCUCGAAGAACGACUAAUUCUCGACCCGCGGUCGACGUUCACCGCGGCAGCCGACGGACUCUUGCUCCGGUUUAGGGAACUUGACAACGAACAACGGAUACAAUUGUAGUUCCAAAUAAAACUAUUUAAAUGGAUUAAUGUGCGUUUAGAAUUUAUAUAGAAUAGAAUAGAAUAUAAAUCUUUAUUGCGAAACCAUGGUACAUAA
Cydia pomonella (codling moth) is the source of this 811-nucleotide messenger RNA. Its product is annotated as cytochrome P450 6j1-like. The coding region runs from base 218 to 715 and encodes 165 amino acids. Gene Ontology annotation, molecular function: heme binding; oxidoreductase activity, acting on paired donors, with incorporation or reduction of molecular oxygen; iron ion binding. The transcript is spliced from 2 exons. Lineage: Eukaryota; Metazoa; Arthropoda; Insecta; Lepidoptera; Tortricidae. The record is from RefSeq and is a predicted model, not a curated record.